Messenger RNA from Striga asiatica, 1405 nucleotides. NCBI's taxonomy places the organism in Eukaryota, Viridiplantae, Streptophyta, Magnoliopsida, Lamiales, Orobanchaceae. The record is from the annotation of a GenBank genome assembly.
CCACACAACAAAAUAAAUAUCAUUUCCCGUUGGCUUAUCUAAACCCCAGAACACACCCCACACCCACUCAAAACCCUCGUCCAUUUUACCGUCUCUCGCUGCCCUAACCUAGCAAUGGCCGCCACCAUCUCCCGAUCGAUCCUAACCGUCCGAUCACCCGGAGCCACCGUCUCCCUCCUCCAGAAACGUCUCUUCUCCUCCACCGUAACCAAACCACCGCCUCUCCCUGGGUUCCGCCACCCGAUUUCCGCAAUACGAUAUGCCACGCCCGCGUUAUCCCACUCGCUCCGAGUCAUUUCUCCUGUCAGGGUCAACCCGGUGCGGUGCCGGGUCGGCGGCCGAUCUGGUACUCCAUAUUCGCCGCUGAAUCCUGGUUCCAACUUUAACGACCGGCCGCCCACCGAGAUGGCGCCGCUUUUCCCUGGAUGUGAUUACGAGCACUGGCUUAUAGUGAUGGACAAGCCUGGCGGUGAAGGGGCCACGAAGCAGCAGAUGAUAGAUUGCUAUAUCCAAACCCUAGCCAAAGUUGUAGGAAGUGAGGAGGAAGCCAAGAAAAAGAUAUAUAAUGUUUCCUGUGAGAGGUAUUUUGGGUUUGGGUGCGAAAUCGAUGAGGAUACUUCUAACAAGCUCGAAGGUUUGCCCGGUGUUCUGUUUGUUCUUCCAGAUUCCUAUGUUGAUGCUGAAAACAAGGACUAUGGAGCCGAGUUGCUUGUGAAUGGAGAGAUUGUCCAACGAAGUCCCGAGAGACAAAGGAGGGUUGAACCGGCGCCUCAGAGAGCUCAAGACAGGCCAAGGUACAAUGACCGUACCCGAUAUGUGAGGCGUCGUGACAACAUGCGUUGAGGACAAUUUGACCAUUGGUUGAACAGUAAAAAUAAUUUGCUCGAGUGGAUUUGUCUGAAUUGGCGUAUGAUAUUUAUUUGGAUGAAGCAAUUGUGUGUCUGAAAAUCUUCAUGUGUAGAUUUUGUGAUGUUUAGACCAUUUUCUGGAUUGUGCUGUGUCCAAUAAAACUGCGUCUAAAUCGUUAUUUGAGCUUGUUAUUAGUUGUAUGGCUUUGAACUUUUGAGUGGAUGGUUUGAUUUAUCUUGGAAGAGUAGUUUUUUGGUGUAAUGAAUUGGUCAGAACUUGAAACCUUCUGAGGGGAUGGAUUUAUGCACACUGCUGCUGCUUUCUAGUUUUUCCUUUCGGUGUUAUUAGUUAUUCCAUGAAUAUGAAUUUAUGUUCACUUGUUCUGUCUUUUAUCUUUGUUGUUACAACGGGAGGAAGGUACUUGUUUUGCUCUUUUAUCAUUGUAAAUAUAAUACAUGAAGAAAUGGGUAAUAGGCUGUGGGAUGUAAGUCGGCCAUGUUCGAGACAUUGCAGGCUUUCCAAUUUUAGUUAUAUUCUUGUUUUAAGUUCAAGAUUU